AUGAAUAUGAAUGCGAUUCAUAAAAAUGAUUUAGCAACCUAUAUGAAAAUCGACAAACAAAUUUUGAAUUUAAAAAAAUCAAGUAUAGAGGAUGACUAUUCAUUAAUCGAUAUUGAAGAUAUAUCAAAAUUAUGCUUUAAUGAAAGAUUAAGUAUAGUAAAUGAAAAAGAAGAAGAUUUAGGUGAAUUUAUUGGUAAAAUACGGAAAAGUAAUUCAAAUACUAAUUUUGCAUCUUUAAUGAUAAUUUUAAACUCGACUAGUAUUCACGAACAUAGUAAAGAAAUCGGAUUCAGUGUAAUAACAACCACCACAACAGAUUUCCUUUCCUACAAAGAAAAAUGGUCACAAUGGAACUCUAACGAAUCUAAAAUGACACGUAAAACUGUUUUAAUUUCGAAUAAAAACAAUGAUGGAAGGGUAGAAAUCUAUACGGAUUUAAACAACGGCGAAUUAAUUGAUCAAACCAAAGACAUAAAUUUAAAAUACACUAAAAAUUUGCUAACCGAAGGUAUGAACUAUGCUUUCCUUCGAUAUCUUGCAAUAAAAGGAUUUGAAGGUACCAUUAAGAAAAAAACAGCUAUCACCAUCAACGGAACAUUGUGUAAAACGAUAUACAUAUGUUCAUUAAAUGACAAUUACAAAAUUAAUAAAACUUCAAUAUCAGUCUUAAUUAUAAAGAGGAUCAUACAAUUGGGAAAAUCUUUAAAAACUCCAAUUAUACGAACCAUUACUGUUUUAACCCGUUUGGGUUAUAUAUUAAAUCAUUCAUGGGGUAAAACGGUUAAACAGAAAUUGGUAAUUAAUAAGUCAAUGCGAAUCACCAAAGAUGGUUUUGUUUAUAACGACACUACGACACUUCUAAAGAAUAAUAUUGAUCAAGAUAUUCGUUUCAAAUCRAUGUAUGUAAAUAAAAUUUCUGAAAUGAAAAUAAARUAUAAAACUUACAUAAAAAAUAACAAGGAUGUGRACGACAUGAUUAUUGAUUAUAUAAAAGCUGUAUUAAUAUCAAAGCCAGAUAAUGUGUUACAGUUUUCAAUUGAUUACUUUAAUGAUUUCUAA
This is a messenger RNA of Diuraphis noxia (Russian wheat aphid), 1059 nucleotides long. RefSeq lists its product as uncharacterized. The record is from RefSeq and is a predicted model, not a curated record. Lineage: Eukaryota; Metazoa; Arthropoda; Insecta; Hemiptera; Aphididae.